GCGCCGCGCCGCGCCGCGUGUCCCUCGGGCCGCCCCGUAGCCGGCCGGCGCCGCUGGGGCUGCUGGGAAGUGUAGGCGGAAGGGGCGGGCGGCCGCGGCCGGCGGCGGGGAGCGCCUGGCACGAUGGACGUGCUGUAUACCACCGGAAUCCGCUUCGCGGAGGUGCUGCAGUCGGGGCCGCCCUGGCUGGAGAAGUUCUGGCUCUCGGUGACCUCCCUGGCUGAUCCAAGCAUCUUCACCAUCUGUUUCCCUCUCGCCUAUUUUCUCGACCGCAAGGUGGGGGUGUUGGUGCUGUGGAUUGGCCUGGUCUCCGAGUGGCUCAACGUGGUCUUCAAAUGGUUCUUAUUUGGGGAGCGCCCGUUCUGGUGGGUCCACGAAUCGAGACUCUUCAAGGACCAGCCGAUCCCAGUGCACCAGUUCCCCGUCUCCUGUGAAACAGGACCGGGCAGCCCCUCCGGCCACUGCAUGAUCACGGGGGCAGCCCUGUGGCCGCUCGUGACCGCCCUAACGGCGCUGGCUUCCAGGCACUCCAGAAGCGCGGUGGCGAAGCUGAUCCCCUGCACCGCCUACGCCCUCCUGCUCCUGGCCGUGGGGCUCUCGCGGGUCUUCGUCCUCGCUCACUUCCCGCAUCAGGUGGUUGGCGGCAUCCUGGCGGGGGUGGCCCUAGGCUGGGGCCUGCAGGCCCGCGCCGUGGCCGGGCGCACGCUGAGCUUCUUCGUGCGCGCCUCGCUGGGCCUGCUGCUGAGCGCCGUCGCCCUGCACCAGCUCAUGAUCGUCGCCGGCGUCGACAUCGACUGGUCCAUCCGCCUGGCCACCAAGUGGUGCGCGAACCCCGCCUGGCUCCGGUUCGACACGCGGCCCUUCACGUCGGUGUGCCGCGACGCCGGCAGCGCCCUGGGGCUGGGGCUGGCCGCGGGCUGCCCCGCGCAGCGGCUCGCCCCGCGGCAGAGGGGCGCCUGCGCCGUGCUGGCCGUGGCGGCCGUGCACGCGCUGCACCGCGGCUUCCCGCAGCCGGAGGACGUGGCCCUGUGGUACGGCGCCAGCUUCCUCAAGUACGCCGCGGGGCCCUGGCUCGUGGCCGGGCUCGUGCCCCGGCUCGUCCUCGCCUGCCCGCGGGGCUCCCCGCACUCCGAGUAGCGUUCCCGCUGUCGCCCCGGCUCCGGAGCCCGCUGCUCCCUCCCGGCUUUGCCCUCGGCUGCGCCCGUCGCUGGUCGCUCCGUGCUGGGGACGUCCGCCCGCACCCAACCCCGCUUUUGGGACAAAAAGCCAGUUAUUUACCCCGUGCUCUGCGGGGCUGGGGACGCGGCAUGGGUGACCCGUGCCCGCCGGGACAGGGUGCCGCGGAGAGGCCGGUCGCGCCCGGGAUGCAAAGCGGUACCCGCGUCCCUCCCGCCCCCAUGGGGCUCCCUCGCCCCCCCCCCCCCCCCCCGGGGGCCCUGCCUGUCCUCGGCGCCAUGCCCCAUGGCCAUGUUUCUAACCAAAUAAAAGCUUUUUCCACUCA
Rhea pennata is the source of this 1501-nucleotide messenger RNA. RefSeq names its product glucose-6-phosphatase catalytic subunit 3 (gene G6PC3). Gene Ontology annotation, cellular component: membrane. Gene Ontology annotation, biological process: gluconeogenesis; glucose 6-phosphate metabolic process. NCBI's taxonomy places the organism in Eukaryota, Metazoa, Chordata, Aves, Rheiformes, Rheidae. The record is from RefSeq and is a predicted model, not a curated record. Gene Ontology annotation, molecular function: glucose-6-phosphatase activity.